Messenger RNA from Vigna umbellata (rice bean), 1710 nucleotides. Lineage: Eukaryota; Viridiplantae; Streptophyta; Magnoliopsida; Fabales; Fabaceae. The record is from RefSeq and is a predicted model, not a curated record.
UUUUUCCUUUGUCUCCCUCUUCUCCAAAUUUCUUAUAUUUGUUUCACAUUCCAUUUCACUUCAGUUUUCACUUUUGGAACCCUUCCUUCUUUUGCAAAUUAGGGUUUCAUUUUCAAUUGAAUCUUUUUGUUAAGGAAUCUUAGAGAGGAAGAGCAGGAAGAGAGAGUAGAGUCCGAACAGAAUCUCAUAUCUGAGUUUGUGGGAUCAGAAUUCUGCCACUGUUUUUUUAUCAUUUCGCAGUCUUCGCAGUCUUCCUUCCUUGCUCACCUUCAACCUUGAAUCUUGCUUGUAAAAGGAAGAGAAGGAGUAAGCACAUUUGUAUCUCAAGGAUAUGAACUCCUAGGCAAGGCAUUUAUCAAGCUUAUUCAGAACUUCAGGUUUCACAACUAAAACCCUUCAAUACUGGGCAUAAUCAAAUGCAACAGCUUCAGCAAUGCAGAGGCAUACGAGUGAGGGUCACAAAUGGGAACUUGGAAAUGGCAUUGGCAUUGAUGCAGCGUAAGAUGCAAGGAAGUGGGAUUAAAUUCCACAUCAAAAACUCUGAGAAGCGUGUUUGAGCCCGAAAGAACUUGGAGCGAAGGCUUCGAUCUGAGGAUUAUGCUAGGAAACUUAAAGCCAUUUUGCUCAAGAAAGUCAGGUAUUUAGCCCCUAUAUAAAAGACAAAAUGUUCUCCUUUGGAGCAUCACUAAAAUCUGCACCAUAUCUCUACAUCACACUAUUUUCAAGUAAAUACACGAUGUUUAGGUAAAUUGCAAUGAAUUUCCCUGUAUGGCAUGAAUUAUUUUAAGCUAUUUUGACUCGAGCACCUUGAGAUGGUUAAUAUCCAAAAUCUAAGACACUAUCAGAAACCACACAUAACCUUUGCUAGAAAGGGUUAUUAAGGGCCAUUAUGUACAAAUAAUGGCUGUGUCAUUGUAGAAUAAUCAAAAUAAGAUGGAUUUUACCAUGCCAUGUGGACUUAUCUAUAUAGCCUACUCUCUAAACAUGAAUAGUUUUGCAUAAGAUAUCAAUUUGGCCUGCAAUCUUUUAACCAUUAAAAUAUUAAAUUGGGAAAGGUUGAUUUGUUCACUAGUUAGUUUGAAGUUUGGAAGUAAUGGUAUCCUACAUGAAAAAUCCUCAAUCAAACUACUGAUAAUGUUAAUUUAUCAUUGACAUGAUAAGGCUUGAAGGGGAAACAUGCAACAUUUUUUUGGUUGUUUGUAUCAACUCAUGCUAGUGAUUUUGUUGCUGUCGUGAUUUCAAGUUGGUGUCAUUGACUUUGGAACUGAAAAUGUUAUUAUGUGGCUUACAAUAAUAUAGGUGGCCAUGUGAGAACUUCAUUUUAAUCAAAGGCAUAUUAUAAUAUUAUGUCAUGCUUACCUCUGGAUUUUAUUCCACUUCAUUCCCUUUGUUUAAAUGCUUACGCCUUUGGUCUUUGUGAUGUUCACAUUUUAUAGGAUGGUGUUGCUUUCUAUUCGUUCUAGCAUUUUAAUUAUUCUGUUGUAAUAUCACAGGUGUCAAUGAGGAGGUUGCAUUUUACACAAAAAAUGGUCGUCAGAAGUUGUGUUGGAAUGGAAGCAGUUUUCAAGCAACAGUUGGAUGCAACAUUUUCUUAUGAUUUUAUUUUUCUGGGAUAAUUUAUUUAAUAUGCUGUAGUAUGAUAUGUACUUAAGGUUUUCAAAAGCAUAAAGAAGAGAGGCACUUGAAAUGAGCUCUUUAAGAUUUUCAAAA